Salvia miltiorrhiza (redroot sage) is the source of this 4077-nucleotide messenger RNA. Its product is annotated as DEAD-box ATP-dependent RNA helicase 46-like. The transcript has 8 exons. NCBI's taxonomy places the organism in Eukaryota, Viridiplantae, Streptophyta, Magnoliopsida, Lamiales, Lamiaceae. Gene Ontology annotation, molecular function: protein binding; ATP binding; RNA binding. The record is from RefSeq and is a predicted model, not a curated record. Gene Ontology annotation, cellular component: nucleus; cytoplasm; ribonucleoprotein complex. The coding region runs from base 251 to 3703 and encodes 1150 amino acids.
AUUAGGUUAUCAUUCAAGGGAGGGGGCAGUUUCACAAGUAGAGCGUGACAGGUGAUUAUUUCCCGCUUUGAACCCUAACCCAACCAUUUGCAACAAAAAUAAGCCUUGUUCUAGCUCCUCAAUCCUCAUACAACUCUAGCUUCCUCCCUCCGCAACAACGGGAUUCAAUAAUUUUCCUAUUUCAAGGGGCGGAAUUGAACAGAUUUGUUUCUGCAGCUCGGGCUCUCUCUAUAGAGCUAGUUGAACUAGAAUGGCCACUGCCGAGGCAUCGCCUAGCACACUUGGGCCCAGAUAUGCUCCAGAUGAUCCAACUCUACCUGAACCUUGGAAAGGAUUAAUUGAUGGAAGUACGGGUCUUUUAUAUUACUGGAAUCCUGAGACGAAUGUUACGCAAUAUGAAAAACCCACAUCUCUACCGCCUCCUUUGCCACCUGGGCCACCUCCUAAGAUGAAUCCUAUCCCAGGUGCUAGAGCAUCACAGUCAGAGAAUGUUCAAACCCCUCAAAGUCAGCAGACUAUACAGGCCGCACAUCCUUCACAUGGACAGAUGCUGAGCUCGGGGUCUCAUUUGGGGCCUACAAUGCAACAUGGUUAUUUGGCUCUAGAGCAAGUGAGACCUCAAAUGCCGCAACAACCUGGUCAACAAGUCCCGUCUCAGUUGGGACAAGGGCAACAGGGACAUCCGCAGUCAAUGCAACUAAUGUCAAUGCAGCCAGGGCAUCAAGCUCCUUAUCCUUUUAUGCAGCCAAUGCCGCAUGUUCAACAGGGACAAAUGUACCCUGGUGCACAGAUGGGACCUCCACAUGGUUUCCAGUUCACACAUCAACAUCCACAAUAUACAAUGCAUCAACAGAACAUGCCCUCACAAGGGCUACAAAGUUCCUCGGAACAGUCUCAACAUCUAAUUCAGGGGCAGCAGUUGCCUCAAAAACAAGAACAUAAGAUUGAACAUGGCCAGAGAGAUGAUACUGAUUCUCAUCAAGGAAGACAGCCGGGGUUUUCUCCAGCACAGCAGCAUUUGAUGCAAGGACAGCAAUUUCCUCAUCUCCGAGAGCAGAAAGCUGGAAUUCCUCAUAGAGAUGAUGUUGAGUUUCAGCAAGUAAACCAGGCUGGUUUUUCACCAGCUCAGAUUCAGCAAAUUGGGACACCAAUUCAAAACUUGCCACCAAAGAAGAGCAUUCAAUCAAAUCAAAAUACACAGUUUGGUGGAUCGUUUGUCAACGUGCAACCAAACAACCCAUCAGCGCAUUUGCAGCAAACAGGGACAGAGUUGACACACCCACAACAUGUUUCUAGGUUUCAAAAUCAGAUGGGCUCAGGUACGAUGCAUGGCCAGCAGCAGAACCCGCCGCCUGUUGGAUCAAAUAUGCCCUAUGAAGAAAACCAAUUUGGAAGACCUAAAAAUGAAUAUCUUUAUAACACCUCCAAAGAUCUCAAUGUGGUACCUAAUCAGCCCCCAAAGCUUGCGCCAUUGCCCAUGACCAGAAACCAGCAGCAGGACCCCAGAAUUGGUGACUUCCCUUCUCAAAACAUUGCACCAAGUCUUCCAGGGAGAUUGAAUGCCGGGCCUCCUUUGCCUGGUGGCUUUGGUCAUUCCCCAGGUGGCCCUCAAUUUCCAAACACUGCUAUUGUGAGGCCUCCUGUAGCUAUGAUUGGACCUUCGGAUCCUAUUCAUUUAUCAGCAGCAGAAAUUUAUCGUCAAAAGCACGAAGUUACAGCCUCGGGCGAAAAUGUUCCUCCUCCAUUUAUGACAUUUGAGGCUGCUGGGUUUCCGCCGGAGUUACUGCAGGAGAUGCAUGCUGCUGGUUUUGCUGCUCCUACACCGAUUCAGGCACAAACAUGGCCUAUUGCCGAACAGAAUAGAGACAUAGUUGCUAUUGCAAAGACGGGUUCUGGGAAAACACUGGGAUAUUUGAUCCCAGCAUUCUUUCACCUUAGGAAACUACGUAACAAUCCUCAGAACGGCCCAACUGUGUUGGUAUUGGCCCCAACACGGGAGCUUGCCACUCAAAUCCAGGAUGAAGCAAUUAAAUUUGGUCGAUCAUCUAGAGUCUCUUGCACGUGUUUGUAUGGUGGUGCUUCAAAAGGCGCUCAAUUGAAAGAGCUAGAUCGUGGAGCAGAUAUUGUUGUGGCAACUCCUGGUCGGCUCAAUGAUAUCCUUGAAAUGAAGAGGAUCGACUUUAGGCAGGUCUCCCUCCUUGUUCUUGAUGAGGCUGAUAGAAUGCUGGACAUGGGAUUUGAGCCUCAAAUUCGCAAGAUUGUCAAUGAGAUUCCUCCAAGAAGGCAAACUCUUAUGUACACUGCAACAUGGCCCAAAGAAGUUCGAAAAAUUGCAAGUGACCUUCUUGUGAAUCCUGUUCAGGUUAAUAUUGGAAGUGUUGAUGAACUCGCUGCAAAUAAGUCCAUUACACAGCAUGUGGAAUUAGUCCCUGAAAUGGACAAACAGAGACGCUUGGAGCAAAUUCUUAGAUCCCAAGAACCUGGCUCCAAAGUCAUUAUAUUCUGUUCCACUAAAAAGUUGUGUGACCAGCUCGCACGAAGUCUUGGGCGCAAUUUUGGUGCUGCUGCAAUUCAUGGAGACAAGUCCCAGGGGGAGAGAGAUUGGGUUUUGAAUCAAUUUCGGAAUGGACGGUCUCCAGUUCUUGUUGCCACUGAUGUUGCUGCGCGGGGGCUUGAUAUAAGAGAUAUAAGGGUAGUGAUCAAUUACGACUUCCCUACUGGAGUUGAAGACUAUGUUCAUCGCAUUGGACGAACUGGGAGAGCUGGUGCUACGGGGAUCUCAUUUACAUUUUUCUCAGAGCAGGACUGGAAAUAUGCUCCUGACCUUGUUAAACUUUUGGAGGGUGCCAACCAAGUUGUGCCUCCUGAAAUAAGGGACAUAGCAGUACGUGGUGGGCCUGGGUUUGGCAAGGAUCGUGGCAUGAUGAAUCGUUUUGAGCCUGCUGAUGGUGGUGGUGGGCGUUGGGAUUCUGGUGGCCGUGGUGGCCGUGGUGGGAUGAGAGAUGGCGGUUUUGGAGGACGUGGAGGGAUGAGGGAUGGUGGUUUUGGUGGACGGGGUGGAAUGAGAGAUGGUGGGUUUGGAGGGCGUGGAGGGAUGAGAGACAGCGGCUUUGGAGGGCGUGGGGGCAUGAGGGAUGGGAAUUUUGGUGGUCGUGGUGGUGGGAGGGAUGACAGCUUUGGCGGUCCCUCAGGUUCUCGGGUUGGUUGGGACAGAGGUGGCCGUGGUGGACACGAUCGUCUCAAUAAUUUUGAUGGACGAGGACGUGGUAGAGGGCGGGGACGAGGAAGAUUUGAUAACAACCGAAGAGACAACAACUCAGACCGAAGUAGGGGUAGGAGUUUCAGCCGCAGUCCUGAUAGAGUUCGAACAUGGGAUGUUAGUCGAAGCUCAAGUAGAAGUAGAAGCAGAAGCCGGGGCAGGAGCAGGAGUUAUAGCAGAAGUCGUAGCCGGAGCAGAAGUUGGUCACACAGCCGCAGUCCAAGGAGCAGCCGCAGCCGCAGCCCAAGAUACAAUCGAAGCCGGAGUCGAAGCUACGAGAGAUACGAGAGAAAACCAAGGAAAUCCAAGUUUGAUCAGAUGGAACCAGAUGCUGGAAUUGGAACGUUGCCAAUUGCUCCAGUUGCAUCAGAACCCGGUGCAGCCAUUGAUCUCAGCCUCCCCAUCGGGGCGGCCGUGCCGAGCGACCCACCAUCGGAGCCAUAGGGGUAUGCGGAUGGUCGAGUUCAACAGUCUCUCACUCUCUCUUGAAGUUGUUCCAAGAAGUUGUCCUUGGAAGAAUCUGACAGUUUUGGGGUUGGCUUGAAACUAGUAUCCGAUUUCGCGCUUACUAUUUACGCGGGGGAUAUUAUAUGAUUAUUAUUCUAGGGAAUUAAUGCAUUCUAGCACUAGAUUUUUUAAUAUUUCAAUUCUGGUGUUAUAUUAUAUACAUAUAUAAUAUAUGUAUAUCCCCUAAAAUUUUCAGCCUAUCUAUUGACUGCAUGCAUUUAUUUAUUGCAAACUUGCCUGUAAGAAUUGUCGAGGUUUUUCAAUAGUUUACCGACGCUGCUGGGAAUGCUCUCUUCUGUUUCUUGGUUUUA